This is a messenger RNA of Penicillium angulare, 402 nucleotides long. RefSeq names its product DUF4267 domain-containing protein. The record is from RefSeq and is a predicted model, not a curated record. The transcript has a single exon. NCBI's taxonomy places the organism in Eukaryota, Fungi, Ascomycota, Eurotiomycetes, Eurotiales, Aspergillaceae. The coding region runs from base 1 to 402 and encodes 133 amino acids.
AUGUCUUCUACUCAGUCCCCCAUGCUGAGUCUGGCCGCAACGGCUUUUGCGACCAUCAUGGUGGGGUUUGGCGUCAAUGCCCUCGUGCGCCCUGCUCAUGCGUUGUCAUUCUUCGAAUUUGAGCCACCCGCGGGUGCCGCAGAUCGGAAAAUGGUCGACAGCCUUAUGGCAGUCUAUGGAGUUCGCGACAUCUUCAUGGGAUUCGCUAUGUAUAUCGCCUUGUUAUUUGGGACCCCUAAGUCUUUAGGCUGGACUUUGAUCAUUACUAGUCUGGUUGCAUUUGCAGAUGGGGCUAUAUGCUGGAGCCAUGGCCAGGGACAGUGGGCUCACUGGAGUUAUGCACCGAUGAUCUUGCUGGUAGGGGGGUUGACGCUUAGCACCAGCGCACCGCGAACUACAUGA